GAGGGGAGGGGGUAAAGGGUAAAGAACGUAAAAGGAAGCUCAAUUCUUUAGUUUUCUUUAUUCUUCGCCUUGGUGUGGCGAAUUUAAGCUGUUCAGUUGUAACGAAAUUCAUACAAGCCAAAGAAGUCCUCCUGAUGUCGAGUAUAUCUCAACGCUCGAGAGGGAAGGGAUGGAAAUUGUUAUCUUGUUUAUGAAACACUGACAGGUUUAAAGCUCAAUUGUUGGAUUCAGUUUAUCUGAGAUGUGGGACUUUCUCAAUUUUCAAUAUUUAACAUUCGUAUGAUUUUAAGUUUCUUUAAAAUAUCAGGGUUGAUGAAUAAAAUUUAGUUAUAGUAGGUGAAAAUAAAAACAUAAACAAAAAUGGCUGUUUUUAGUAAAUACAAUGUCUUAGACACUACUUGCAAGGCCUAUGUGCAUCCAUGGAGUGAUUCUUGCACAGCUGCUUCCUUGGACCUUUUAUUACCAUGCUUGAAGGAGUCUUUUAGGAUUUAUUUAAUUGCAUAUAGUGUUGCACUGAUUAUGAGGAAAAAGGUGCCCUCAAAAGUUGAAAUCAAACACACAAUUUUAGGAAUCAUUCGAUCUUGUAUAUUUCUGACUUCUCAUGGUAUAGGUUACUCGGCAGUGUUGUGUUUUUUGAGGAGAAUCUUUGGAAACUUCAAUUUUUUGACUGUAUCGUUUCUACCAUCUUUUUUAUCCAGUAUAAUUUCUAUUUUAAUUGAGCGACCUUCAAGAAGAGGGCUGUUAAGUUUAUAUGUCACCAAUGUAGCUUCAGAAACAUUGUUCAAAAUGGUGGUUUCUCGUAAUUUAAUUAAACCAAUUCGCUAUGGUGAAGUACUUGUUUUCGCAUCAUCUAUUGCUUAUUUAUUAUAUUUUUAUAAAGGACGUGGCUUACCUAGGGACCCAAUUUAUUCAUUACUGAGAUUUCUUAUUGGACCUUAUGAUGAGCAUGGUUUUUGUAAGGAAGAAAAAUUGUCUUAUCCUCCUACUCGCCAAUUUGUAACUGAUGAUCUUGACUUUUUCUCAAAACUUUCUAUAAAACUAAAAUACAGAUUCAAAGAAAUGAUUCACAAAAUCAAAAUACUCUCUUCACAUCCAUCAUGCCCUCAUCCAUUCAGCUGUUUGUAUUAUACUCUUCAAGGUUCCUCUAAAACUUUUGCAGUAGGUUUAGUCCUGCAACUGGCUUUGAAAAUAAUUAUGAAUUUUAAGAAAUUAAUUAAAAGACCUUCAAAUUUGAAAAACAUUGUUUUACAAAAAGAAAUCUUGAGAUUAGGAGCCACAUUUGCCAGUUUUACUGCUUUGUUCAGGGGAGUAGCCUGUUUACUGAGAAGAUUUAGAGGUUCUGAUUCUGACCUGAUAGCGAUUCCAGCUGGUUUUAUUGCAGGCUUGGCUUUCUAUUUGUCCAGAGAUAAUACGAUUGCUCUCUAUUUUAUGUGGAAAACAUUCCAGAUAUCAUACAACUUAGGUGUUGAGAAAGGUUAUGUUGUAGACAUUCCAUACGCCAGUGUGUUUUUCCAUGCUUUUUCCACAGCCAUCUUAUUUCAUGUUGCCAUUGUGGAGCCUGAAAAUCUGAGGCCUUCAUAUUGGAGAUUCCUCCAGUCUAUGUCCAAUGGAAGGAUUGCUCAGAUGGAUAGAAAAUGUAUAGACGCUUUUGGAUUAAAAACAAGUGAAUCGUUAGCUGUUGUCUUAGCUAGGGAAAACAAAGUUCCAAUAUUGACCAAUCACUGACUUAAACCAUCGUAAUUAUUUUUUCUUUACCCAGGAUAAUUGAGUUUUUAGAUAAAAUUCUUUUAUUUUAUUUUUUACUGUUUUAUGGUGAGGUAUUUGUUUUUAGUAUUGAUUCCCCAGUUGUCACUAAAAGCUAUGUUGAUGAAUGAAAAAGAAGCUUCAUUAAUAGAUACAAAUGAAUCAAAAUAUUAAUUGAUUAUUGUGAUUGCAAGCAAGAUUAAUAUGUGACAUUAUCAGAUCAAUUUAUUUGGUGCAAAAAGUUAUAUAAUAUUGUAACCUAAACAAAGAGAAGUAGAUAUUUCAAUUAAUCAAGUCAUUUUACACUUUUUAGAGAAUGAAAUAAUUUUGGAAAAUUACUAAAUGUUGUAGUAGUGAGGACAUAUUAUAAAUAUCACUUUAUCAAAAUUAAUGCAUCUUUAACAGUCUUAUGAAAUAUCAGAAAAUGAUGAAGUCUGUGACAGAAAAAUUUAUGGAAACUUAAAGUAAUUUUAUUUUUUGUAGACUAAAAAGAGUUAUUUACUUUUAUUUUUUUAUUAUGGAUAAAAGAAGAGAGGCCUUUAUGUUCAGAGUUAG
This is a messenger RNA of Nezara viridula (southern green stink bug), 2298 nucleotides long. The record is from the annotation of a GenBank genome assembly. NCBI's taxonomy places the organism in Eukaryota, Metazoa, Arthropoda, Insecta, Hemiptera, Pentatomidae.